Messenger RNA from Symbiodinium sp. CCMP2456, 2178 nucleotides. The record is from the annotation of a GenBank genome assembly. Lineage: Eukaryota; Dinophyceae; Suessiales; Symbiodiniaceae.
GAAGCCAGCGAGGAUCUGAAGAAGUGCCUGGGGAAGCCCCACCAGACUGUGGACACAAAGUCCAAGAAGAAGCGAGCCAGGGACAAGAAGAAGGAAAAGGAGACUCCGCCACCACCCCGAAAGAAAGCAAAGAGGGAGAAAAAGCUCUUUGCCAAAGAGGAGCCCAAGGAGGAGCCUAAGGAGGAGUCUGAUGACGAGGGUGAAAAGGACUGCGAAGGGGAGGAGCCGGCGGUACCGACUCCUCCGUCGGAUGCCGAGAGCGCCUCGGAGGCCGAGCCGGAAGCCGAGGCCGAGGCCGAGGACUCCAACGUCGACUCCGGGGACUUUGACGAGUGUGACGACGACGACGACGACGACGACGAUGAUGAUGAGGAUGUCUUCGCUGGCGAUUUCAAAGUCAUCAAGAAGGCCCCGUCCCGCGAGCAGUUGCUGGAGACGCUGCCUCCAUCCUUGGCCAGCCAGCAGUCCAAGCUCGAAGACGGCCUGAUAGCAGCGAUCCCGCAGGAUCUGACUAAGUCUGACUUCGACAGCUGGAUCGCUGUGCUGCUCAAGGAGCAGAUGUUUUCUUUGGAUGAAGUGAAGGAGUGCCGAGGCCUGGACGGGCCGCUAUCCUCGCAUCUCUCCGUAUCCAAGAAGUAUUUCAAGAAGCUGUCCAUAAAGGGGAAGAAGUUGUUUGAUACAUGGGUGGAUUCCUUGAGGUUCCCGGACAAGGAUGCCCCGCUCUCCACGCCUUCGGGCCGCCGGCCGUCAGCUGCAAAGGUGAUUGCCGUGAAGUUCGUGCGACCGCAGCACCUGUACAAGGUGCUUCCUGAAUGCCUGACAAUGUUCCUCGGCAUGACCCACGAGUUGAAUCAAUAUGCACUGUAUCUCCGCAGCAGCCCGGCCCAGUCGGCAGGGUUGCUGUCAAGCAAGGCAGAGGAUGAGGCGAAGCAGGCAAUUCUGGAAUCUAUGUCGCGAGAGUGGAAACUUGUUUUGUCCCUGGAAGCCAGGCCUCAGGCACGAGCAUUGCUUCAUCAGCAUUGUGGGUACGUGCUGUAUCAGCAGUAUCGAGAAACCAUGGGUUUUUUCGAGCGGUCGGGGUUCAAGCUUACACGCGACGGCACGGAGCUGCUACAGUCUUGGUUUCCGGAAGUGCCGUGGAGUGCCAAUCUUGAAUCAGUUUUCGGCGAAAUGCAACACGCGGUUCGAAGAACCGGAAAGGCUGAUGUUGGAUCCUUAUCGAAUCUGAUGUCGGUUGCAAUUCGUGGAUUGGAGAGGCGAGUUUUCACGGACGCGGACGAGAACCCCAAGCCACUGCGACUGGUGCCAGAAGACUGGGUCGGCAAGCAAACCAAUGCUUUGAAGUCCAAGAUGUUUAGCCCCACCUCAGCCCAGCCCUGCAAGAAUGUGAACUUGGACAACAUUGCAAAGCCGUUUCCAUCGACGUCUGCAUUUCAUCACACGCAGCAUUCGCUGAACUUCAUGAAAGGGUUGCUGGAAGCAGACAGGCAAGGGCUGAGCCCUGUUGCUGCCAGCACCUCCUUUUGGGUGCCCAACUGCUUCAGCGCCGGCACGCUUCUCCAGAAGGACAACACGUUCUUCUUGUCGACAGGAAAGACGCCGGGGAGGUUGUAUGCUGUGCAGCUCAAGGAGCUUCCAUGGCUUUUUUCCGGAAAGCUCCCGGCACGGCAGAUGGACGAGAAGUGCAUGCCGGCAAGCAAUACGGGCACCGUCGCCGACGUUUUGGGAGCUGGUCAGGCAACAAAGGCCUUGUGCUUGGAUGUCGGAAGGACACUCAUGCAUCAGUUUUUGCUCAAGACCUCCGAGGUGCAGCUGUUUGAGUACACGGUGCAUUUGGCACCGAAAGGUGUCGAGGACAAGUGUGGCUGCGGCUUCCUGCUGCGACGAGGAGUCAAAAGCUACGGCCUCGUGGCUUACUUGGUCCACACUUUGGAGAUCCUGAAGCUGCACAGCGCCACGAUCAGCGAGAUCCUUUUCGAGGCUGACAUCCGGCUGCCCAAGAAUACAAGCAAAGGCCUGAAGAUCAGACGUGUUCUCGAGAUGGAUUCGGUCAAAAAUCAUGUUUCCGAGGGCACCAUCGCCAGCAUACAGAAGAUUCUGGAUGAGCAAGACGAGAAACGGAAGCAAAACAAAGACCAGAAGCAGGAGACGGAGCAGAACGAGGAGGACAGCAAAUAG